This is a messenger RNA of Saccharomyces cerevisiae S288C, 510 nucleotides long. It is a transcript of the gene IMG1, whose product is annotated as mitochondrial 54S ribosomal protein bL19m IMG1. Gene Ontology annotation, molecular function: structural constituent of ribosome. Bases 1 to 510 code for a protein of 169 amino acids. NCBI's taxonomy places the organism in Eukaryota, Fungi, Ascomycota, Saccharomycetes, Saccharomycetales, Saccharomycetaceae. Gene Ontology annotation, cellular component: ribosome; mitochondrion. Gene Ontology annotation, biological process: translation. The record is from RefSeq and is marked reviewed. The transcript has a single exon.
AUGUGGAGCAGGAACGUCAGAUUGCUUGGAUCAUGGACAAGGUCCUACAUGGUCCCCGCCACCAAGAGAAAAACCAUCCCCGUGUACCCACCUGUGCAGCGCAUAGCUUCGUCGCAGAUUAUGAAGCAGGUGGCCCUCUCAGAAAUAGAGUCUCUGGAUCCCGGGGCCGUUAAGAGGAAGCUCAUCAGUAAAAAGAACAAGGACCGCUUGAAGGCAGGCGACGUGGUCCGGAUUGUGUACGACUCGUCCAAGUGCUCGUACGACACCUUUGUUGGCUACAUCCUUUCCAUAGACCGCAAACAACUGGUGCAAGACGCCUCGUUGCUGUUGCGGAACCAGAUAGCCAAGACGGCCGUCGAGAUUAGAGUGCCAUUGUUUUCGCCGCUGAUCGAGAGAAUCGACUUGCUAACCCCCCACGUCUCGAGCAGACAAAGAAACAAACACUACUACAUCAGAGGUACAAGGUUGGAUGUCGGCGACCUCGAGGCAGGUCUAAGAAGAAAGAAAUAG